Messenger RNA from Oryza brachyantha (malo sina), 2063 nucleotides. RefSeq names its product E3 ubiquitin protein ligase DRIP2. Bases 88 to 1581 code for a protein of 497 amino acids. The record is from RefSeq and is a predicted model, not a curated record. NCBI's taxonomy places the organism in Eukaryota, Viridiplantae, Streptophyta, Magnoliopsida, Poales, Poaceae. Gene Ontology annotation, molecular function: ubiquitin-protein transferase activity. The transcript is spliced from 7 exons.
UCUUCUCUCCUCUCCUGCCUACCUGCCCCCCUCUCUCUCUCUCUCUCUCUCGAUCUCCUCCUCCAUCGCGCCGCUUCCUCGCUUCCCAUGCAGCCCGACGCCGACGCCGACGGCCCCCCUGCCGCGCCCGCGGAGGAGGAGGAGGCGUCCAUGCCCAAGGCCGUCGUGAAGGAGGAGCCACGCCACGACGAUGCGGCUGCGCCUGCGGCGGAGGAGGAGGAGGAGGUGGUGGUGGAGGAGGAGAGGGAGCAGCAGCAGCAGCAGGAGGGGAGGAGGAGGGGCAGGGGGAGGAAGAGGGGGAGGCGAGGCGGCGGCGGCGGCGGCGGGGCGUCGUCGAGAGGGGUGGUGAUGGUGAAGCGGGAGCUGCUCGCCAGGUGCAUGACGUGCCCACUCUGCAACCGCCUCCUCCGCGACGCCACCACCGUCUCCGAGUGCCUACACACCUUCUGCAGAAAGUGUAUAUAUGAGAAGUUGAAUGAUGAGGAGGUAGAGUCCUGCCCGGUUUGUAAAAUAGAUCUUGGCUGCACUCCAGUUGAAAAGCUUAGGGCUGAUCACAAUAUACAAGAUGUAAGAUCGAAAAUAUUUCCAUUCAAAAGAAAGAAGAUUAGGGCCGAAGAAGUUGCAGCUCCUAUUUUACUUCCCAGUAAAAGGAAAGAGAGAUCUAUCUCUUCUUUGGUAGUUGAUGCACCUAUAGUGACACCAACAGGUUUGACUGGGCGACGGACAAGAGCAGUUACAAGGAAAGCUGCUGCCUUGCGUCUUGUUACAGAUGAUCCUGUGAAAAAGGAAACUGAUAAUGGUGAAAAGCAUGCUCAGAACUCAAGCUUGUCCGCUAAUUCGGGCAAAGUGCCACAAACAAGAAGACAGAUGUUGGCCAAUGCAGAGACAUCAAACCAUUCCUCUAAUAAAGAUACCGAAGGUGAUCGCAAGGAUCUGGCAGAUAAGGCUGAUGAGCUCUGGAGACCUUUAAAUUGUUUGGUAGAAGCCGCAAACAGGACAAAAUCGUUCAGAUCAAGUUCACAGAGUCCAAUUGUUAAGAGAGAGCAACUGAGUGACUCUCUUGGGAGCACAUCUGUUAACAAAACAAAAUCUAGGGAACAUCUGCAGAAAUCCAAAUUAGAGGAUGACAAGAAAGAUGUUCCUUUGCUAAAAAGGAAAAAUCAAAGGACUGGGCGGAGGAGAGAACUUCAUGCCCCAUCCGAUAAAAAGCCUGACGUUGCAGCUAUGCAAAAUGAAAAGAAGUUCAGUUCUAUAUGGUUUUCGCUUGUUGCGUCAUUUGAACAGGAAGGAGAGCCACCUUUACCACAAAUACCUUCCCAGUAUUUGCGAAUAAAAGAUGGAAACAUACCUGCCUCAUCAAUCCAGAAGUACCUCAUGCAGAAGCUCGGCCUUCCUAGUGAGGCAGAGGUUGAAAUAAAUUGCUGCGGACAGCCUGUGAACCCUACACAACCUCUGUGCAAUUUAGUAGAGCUGUGGCUGAGGGGACGAUCAACACAGAUGACACAGACCAUGAUAGGCUCCCCUGCCAAAGAGUUUGUAAUGGUGCUUACUUAUGGACGGCCAAAGGCCAUUGCACCAUGAAUGGCUACACAAGGCUCAACCAUCUUUUCACUGAAAGGUGGGUCCCGUUUCCUGCUUAUUGGCAGCCAUUUGUUGGGCCAAUGGAAGAAGAAGAGGUCAUCCAAGAUAAGCCUUAGUACCUGAUACAUACAUAGGCUCGCAAGUCAGAAUGUGGCUGGCUCAGCUGGCAGCCAGCCCUUGGCGUCGCAUUCAUGAAUUCAUUGAUGCUAUUCGAUUCCAUUAAGAUGUCUUUUUCUUACACUAUUUAUUAUACAAAAAUGUGUAAAGAUUAACAAAAAAAUAUGGCUGUGAAUUAUACCUGUAGGCAUUGUUGAUGUUUAGGUUGGUUAUAGAGAGGCAUUUGCUUUGUAAGAGAUGACUAGACUGGAUUGCAAAUUGUCUUUGGGCCGUAUUAUUAAUUUUUGUAACAGUAGAUCUCUAUCUUUAAGCUCGUCGAAUGGAAACAGUUUCAUGACUAAUAUCUUUAGAAGCAAGCACUCGUA